Octopus sinensis (East Asian common octopus) is the source of this 1407-nucleotide messenger RNA. RefSeq names its product zinc finger protein 506-like. The transcript has 4 exons. Gene Ontology annotation, molecular function: DNA-binding transcription factor activity; RNA polymerase II cis-regulatory region sequence-specific DNA binding. The record is from RefSeq and is a predicted model, not a curated record. NCBI's taxonomy places the organism in Eukaryota, Metazoa, Mollusca, Cephalopoda, Octopoda, Octopodidae. The coding region runs from base 775 to 1407 and encodes 210 amino acids. Gene Ontology annotation, biological process: regulation of transcription by RNA polymerase II.
UAUUAUGCAACCUUUAUAAGUUAAUAAAAUAAUGCUGUAGAGAAAUCUGUUAUAAUGAUGUUUAAUAACUUACUUUUAGGCAUUUAAUGUUUCGUUUCGUUUCUUCAAGAUAACCAAGUCUAGUUUUGAAUAACUUUCCCAUUUCCAGCUUCCCAAUAUUUCCAAUCUAGCACUUAUAUGUGCCUACAGCGAAAGAUGAUCACCCACCUGAGUUAUUGGCUGUUACUUUAACUGGAUCGUCCCUGGGACAUCGAAAGACAGCAGUUGACCUCAGCAGGAUUCGAACUCUGAACAUAAACGGCCGUAACCACGCACCUCUCUAUUUUCCGAGUUCCUCCACGCCUAUUCGAACUGCAGCUGAUCUAACAGAAGAUAACAUUGUUUACAUGAGAGACAUCAUGAAUAUUUGUCAUUUCUUUGAGACUACAUGGACAGAAUAGAUGUAACCUUGAUUGUUAUAUAAGCCUAUGGAAGAAUUACUGUGAAAUAUUUCCUCUCUAAUUGAGAUAAUUCAUAAAAUUUCUCUCUUUCACUGACCAGAAUGGUAGACAAGACGAUUUUGUAUUCUAAUGAAACUUGGACAAAUAUCAAAGGAGUAGACAACACCUUUAGAUAUUGAUAAAGAUCGUAUUUGAGUGAAAUUAAACAAUAAUUUAUCUAGGGAUAAAAUAAAAGUGGAAAGAAGAGAAUAUCAGUUCAUAGGGGUUGGAGAAGAAAUAAUAUGGAGAAUGAAUUAUGUGAGAACAUUUGAGAAAAAUAAAUUUUAUUGAUGAGAUGGAGAAAGAGACAUGGAAAGCGUUAUACCAAUGUGAUAUCUGUAAACAGUUAUUCUCUGGAAAAUGUAACCUUACGACACACAAAUGCAUUCUUACAGGAGAGAAACCAUAUCAUUGUGAUAUUUGUGGCAAAACAUUUUCUCAAGUAAUUACCUUAACAAACCAUAAACGCGUUCAUACUGGAGAGAAGCCAUAUCUGUGUGAUAUUUGUAAUAAAUCAUUCUCUCAUUUAAUUACACUAACCAACCAUAAACGUAUUCAUACAGGAGAAAAACCAUAUCAUUGUGAUAUUUGCAGUAAAUCGUUUUCUGAUGGGUCUAAUUUAACGAAACACAAACGAGUUCAUACUGGAGAGAAGCCGUAUCACUGUAAUACCUGUGGUAAAUCUUUCUCUCAAACAAAUAACUUAACUAACCACAGACGUGUUCAUACCGGAGAGAAACCAUAUCACUGUGAUAUUUGUGGUAAAUCAUUCUCUACCCCAGGUAAUUUAAAUAACCACAAACACAUUCAUACAGGUGAGAAACCAUAUCGCUGUGAUAUCUGUGAUAAGUCAUUCUCUGAUCCAGGUAAAACUGGUAAAGGUUUGCAACAGGAAGUUCAUUUAACUGUAAAACAAAUGUCUCACUAA